This is a messenger RNA of Manihot esculenta (cassava), 1494 nucleotides long. RefSeq names its product triacylglycerol lipase 2. The transcript is spliced from 9 exons. The record is from RefSeq and is a predicted model, not a curated record. The coding region runs from base 92 to 1324 and encodes 410 amino acids. NCBI's taxonomy places the organism in Eukaryota, Viridiplantae, Streptophyta, Magnoliopsida, Malpighiales, Euphorbiaceae. Gene Ontology annotation, biological process: lipid metabolic process. Gene Ontology annotation, molecular function: hydrolase activity, acting on ester bonds.
CUGUUCCUGUCUGGGGGUUCUGCCACUAUAAAAAUUUGCUAGACUUGAAAGUUUGGUGGGGAGAGCAAAAACAUAUCAUAUAUAGUUACAGAUGGACAAAAGCUUAACCUUAAUAAUAAUAACUAUAUCUACACUUUUCUGUGGGUCAGCAGCUGGAAAUAGAGCAAAGUUGUUUUCAGCAAAAAGUCACGGGAGCAUAGCUGCAUCGGUCCCAACAAGCACUGAUGGCAUCUGCAAAUCAAUGGUUGAGAAGCACAACUAUGUCUGUGAAGAGCAUAAGGUCACAACACAAGAUGGUUUUAUUCUCAGUUUGCAGAGAAUCCCAGUUGGGCGCUCUGGGGAGUCUCCAGGAAACAGAGUACCUGUUCUGUUGCAGCACGGGCUACUCAUGGAUGGAAUAACCUGGCUGCUAUUACCACCAGAACUAUCUUUAGCUUUCCUCUUGGCUGAUAAUGGUUUUGAUGUGUGGAUAGCUAACACUCGAGGAACGAAAUAUAGCCGUGGGCAUGUAUCACUUGGCCCAUAUGAUCCUGCCUAUUGGGAUUGGUCAUGGGACGAACUGGUAGCUUAUGAUCUUCCUGCUACAUAUAAGUAUGUGCAUGUUCAAACUGGACAAAAACUGCACUAUGUUGGGCAUUCACUGGGAACUUUGAUUUCUCUGGCUUCCUUUUCAAAGGAUCAAUUACUUAACAUGUUGAGAUCAGCUGCCUUACUUUGCCCAAUUGCAUAUGUUGGUCAGAUGACUUCUCCACUUGCAAGAAAUUCUGCUCAGAACUUCCUUGCUGAGACUCUAUACCGGUGGGGUAUUCUCGAAUUUGAUCCAAGAGGGGAAGCAGUAAUCAAAUUUCUUAAGGACAUAUGCAAAAAAACGGGUAUUGAUUGCACCAACUUGUUGACUUCAUUUACAGGCCAGAAUUGCUGCCUGAAUUCCUCCAUUGUAGAUGUCUUCCUAGACCAUGAGCCUCAAUCGACAGCUACAAAGAACAUGAUCCAUCUGUCUCAGAUGAUUAGAGAAGGAACAAUAACAAUGUACAAUUACAAUAAUGAAGAUGAGAACAGAAAACACUAUGGGCAGCCAACUCCUCCCGUGUACAAAAUGAAAAACAUUCCCAAACACCUUCCUAUCUUCCUCAGCUAUGGAGGGGCAGAUGCACUUUCUGAUGUUAACGACGUACAACGCUUGCUCGAUAGCCUAAAGGAUCAUGAUGGAGAUAAGCUUGUAAUUCAGUACAGAGCUGAUUAUGCUCAUGCAGAUUAUGUUAUGGCUGAGAAUGCUAAGCAAGAUGUAUAUGAGCCUCUCAUUGCUUUCAUGAAACUUCAGUAAGAAUGUGGAUUCAUUCUCUUGUUUGUUGUUGCUAGUGGAGAUCUGUAUACUUUUAUUGUGUUUGAUCAAAAUUUCUUGUGCACUUUCAGAAGUGUUGCAAUGUUAAAAUGAUUGUAAGAUACAAAGUUUGAGUACAAAAAUUCAUUUUUGACAGCAGAAAUUAUCUGUUC